AUGUUCCAGUUCCCCAAAAUCCACUCGUUUCCUCCCUUCUACACCAAGCAGAGCAAUGCCACGAUUCUAGAAAACCAGCUAAACGAGUGGUGCACGGUGGUGCUUCUGUACUGCCAGUACCACAAGAUCUACAUACUAUCGCCCCAGGGUGCCGUUUUGAGCAAGCAGAAUGACGGCGAGCCGGUUGAAGGAUUGUUCGAGAACAGCGACAUCGAGCGGCGCGUGUCGCCCGACUUCUGCCGCGACAUUCUCCACCACCUUAUCCACAAGGUCAAGCGGGCCACCUACGUCAACAGCAAGAAUCAGGACGCCGGCGUCUUGAUACUCUGGCGCACCUUGGAGGAGUGGGCCGAGCUUCUCCGGGACCACGUUGAAAAGACGGGGCAGUUGGGCUCCAUUUUGACCGUGUACGAGUUGACCAAGCUGGAGGACUCGGCGAUCCACGAGGAGUUGCGGAACAUCGACAGCACGCUAUUCGUGCGGAUCUUGCAGGUGUUGACGAAGCAGGGGAAGGCGCAGAUCAUCAAGUCUGAGGACAACCCUGCGGAGAUCGGCGGCGUGAAGAUCGUCUGA
Messenger RNA from Metschnikowia bicuspidata var. bicuspidata NRRL YB-4993, 573 nucleotides. RefSeq names its product ESCRT-II subunit protein. Gene Ontology annotation, cellular component: ESCRT II complex. Gene Ontology annotation, molecular function: structural molecule activity; protein homodimerization activity. The transcript has a single exon. The record is from RefSeq and is a predicted model, not a curated record. Gene Ontology annotation, biological process: protein transport to vacuole involved in ubiquitin-dependent protein catabolic process via the multivesicular body sorting pathway. NCBI's taxonomy places the organism in Eukaryota, Fungi, Ascomycota, Pichiomycetes, Serinales, Metschnikowiaceae. The coding region runs from base 1 to 573 and encodes 190 amino acids.